AUGCAGGCUACAGUGACACCCCCCUUCUCCGCCACAACCAUCACCAUCAUCAGCAGAUCGAUACCUCAUAUCCGGAGCCCCUGCCCGCAAUGCGCCGGCCGAACAUCCUCCCUCUCGACGCGCCAGUUCUCGAGCACGCGACGCCGGGAUGCUCUUGUAAAGAAUAAUGUCACGAAUAUUGACUCGCGGCUCCCCAGGCAGAGCUCGAUGAAAAGCCAAGUUCACAAGGCCAGCAAACAGCAGAUGGGCAACGACCUGGGGAAACUGCCACAGACAUUGAUCCUUCCGCCGUCAAGCGAACUACCGCCUUGGACGACUCUCAAGAGAACAAAGAUCCAUUGGCUGCAACUGAAGACGGCGUUCAAGGACUGGUGGUCACUGGUAGUGUUCCUGAAAUGGGACGCCAAGCGCGACCCUCUGACGGGCAAAAAGAUGAGGAGACCCAUGGAGCUGGACAAGAGGAGGGACUAUGCCCAGGUACUUCAUGAGCAGUUCCACAUCGCGCUGGGCAAAGGGGACAUGAGGGCCUUGCAGGCCAUGUGCUGCGAGGGCUUAGCCGGCGCGGCGAGGACGCGCAUCGAGAAGCGCAAGGCCCUGCGCAAGAACGUCGAGCGGUGGGAGCUCCUGGGCUACUUCGGGAUCGGCUACCCGGCCUGGCUCGACAAGUGGCCGCUCUCGCCGUUGCUGCCCAACCACCAUGCCCGCGUCGUGUCGGACCGCCUGGCGCCCUUGCCCGUUGCAGACUCGUACAUUCGCCAGUGUAUCGUGCGAAUCCGCAGCAGGCAGCAGUACCAGCUCGCAGAUAUGGACAAGAGAACGACGCACAGGCACACAGAUUACGUGGUCAUCCAGAAGAUCACCACCAAGGGCGAGGAGGGCCACUGGAGACUCUGGGGGUUGACCGAGCCGACGACCAUGGAUGAGAUUGACACCAUGCUGGCGGGCGGCACGAAAGACGUGGGAGUGACGCUGGUCGAGAGGAUCCGGGACAAGAUAUCCAACUUGGCGGGCCUCUAA
Molecule: messenger RNA, 1017 nt
Organism: Cladophialophora yegresii CBS 114405
Lineage: Eukaryota; Fungi; Ascomycota; Eurotiomycetes; Chaetothyriales; Herpotrichiellaceae
Exons: 2
Coding region: 1-1017 (338 amino acids)
Cellular component (GO): mitochondrion
Source: RefSeq, a predicted model, not a curated record